Molecule: messenger RNA, 594 nt
Organism: Phycomyces blakesleeanus NRRL 1555(-)
Lineage: Eukaryota; Fungi; Mucoromycota; Mucoromycetes; Mucorales; Phycomycetaceae
Product: CCHC-type zinc finger transcription factor
Exons: 3
Coding region: 1-594 (197 amino acids)
Molecular function (GO): zinc ion binding; nucleic acid binding
Source: RefSeq, a predicted model, not a curated record
AUGAACUCUGACACUGAACAACAAGAGUUCACUGAGAGAGAAUUAAGAGACUUUGAAGUCGAAGAGUGCAUACAAGCAAAACUACCCACAGAAUAUAUCAAGACCUACCAGACUAUCUGCAAGGUCAAAAAUAUUCCUGAAGAAUUAAGACUCAAAAACACUCCCAAGCAAGAAGCAUUUUGCAAAAUGGUCAAGAUUAUGGCCAAAGCAUUUAAGCAAGCAAUGCAAGCACAGAAACCUGCACCUAAACUGACCCUAAAGCAACCCAAUUGCUAUUUUGGUGAACGCGCGGCCUCCAUCCUAGAUGCAUAUGAGAGUGGCCGUCAGACCAGAUUUCAUGGAAUGUAUGCUGAGAGACCUGUGGCCCAACAGUACUACCAGUCAAACAACAUCGUCCCCAUAGAUUUGGACACUAUAGACAAGCAUGGUGGUUCUCGUCAGUACCGUUCCUCUUCAAGCUGCCAGUAUAACAGCUGUCCCAUGCAGAACCAACUAGAGGUGACCUGUCACUGGUGUGGUGAGCAUGGUCACAUCCGCAGGAAUUGUAGAGAUCGUAUUGAGGCGAUUAGGAAGUUGGACGAGCAACAUGGUUGA